Hibiscus syriacus is the source of this 1248-nucleotide messenger RNA. RefSeq names its product carbonyl reductase [NADPH] 1-like. The coding region runs from base 136 to 1080 and encodes 314 amino acids. NCBI's taxonomy places the organism in Eukaryota, Viridiplantae, Streptophyta, Magnoliopsida, Malvales, Malvaceae. The record is from RefSeq and is a predicted model, not a curated record. The transcript has 4 exons. Gene Ontology annotation, cellular component: membrane. Gene Ontology annotation, molecular function: oxidoreductase activity, acting on the CH-OH group of donors, NAD or NADP as acceptor.
AAUAGAGCUCAAAACAUUCGACAACCAAGAACCAGGUUUCACCUCAUUUUCUUUCAUAGACCUUUGCUGCGUUUCAGCUCCCAUAAUCAACUCAAAUUUGUCCUAAAACCUGCAAGAAAAGAUCAACACUCGGAGAUGACCGGGAAAAAGGAAAGAAACAAGGAGAGAAGGGAAAAGAGACUCCAGGAGAUUUCACUUCUCAGAACAAUUCCUUAUUCUGAUAAUCAAAGGUGGUGGUCACAAGAAACUGUUGCUGUUGUAACCGGUGCUAACAGAGGAAUCGGAUUUGAGAUUGCAAGACAACUUGCGGGUCAUGGAUUGACAGUAAUACUAACAUCAAGGGACAUUAGUGUUGGCAUUGAAGCAGCCAAGGUUAUACAAGAUUUGGGUUUCAUUGUUGAUGUUCAUCAGCUUGAUAUCUUGGAUAGUGAAUCGAUUUCGGCGUUUGUCGAUUGGAUAAGACAAAAAUAUGGUGGUGUUGAUAUCUUGGUGAAUAGUGCAGGUGUUAACUAUAACCUUGGGUACGAUAAUUCUGUGGAAUUUUCCCGGCAGGUAAUUGAGACCAAUUAUUAUGGAACCAAAAAUAUGACUAAAGCAAUGAUACCAGUGAUGAGAUCUUCUGCUGUUGGUGCUCGUAUUGUUAAUGUGAGCUCACGGCUAGGCAGGCUAAACGGCCGGCGCAAUAGAAUCCAAGAUGCAAAUUUGAGAGAAAAACUAACCAAUUUGGAAACUCUCUCGGAGGAAUUGAUUGAUAGAACAGUGUCUAGUUUCUUACAACAAGUUGAAGAUGAAACAUGGCAAUCGGGUGGAUGGCCUCAAACAUUCACUGAUUACUCAGUAUCUAAACUCGCUGUCAAUGCUUACACUAGACUGCUUACCAAAGAACUCUCUCGUCAAUCACAAGGUGAAAAGAUAUAUGUCAACUGUUAUUGUCCAGGAUGGGUGAAGACUGCAAUGACCGGUUGGCAAGGCAAUAUUUCGCCCGACGUUGCGGCUGACACCGGAGUCUGGCUUGCCCUGCUUUUGGACCCAGCAAUAACAGGAAAGUUUUUUGCAGAGAGACGAGAAAUCAACUUUUGAGUCGAUCAAGUUUAGUAUUGCAGAGUUUAGAGAUUCAUUUUAUUCGUGAAGAUCUAAAGCUUAAAGCAAUUGAAAGUAACUUGUUUUAGAAGCUAUUUAGCCCAUACCUAGCACCAAAUGAAACUAACAUACGAAUAAAUGUUUCCUUCCGUUUAACCUUAAAAGCUA